GUGUGUGUGUCACGGCUACAAACUCUGUCCCACAGAGCUCUUGGAGGGAUUUCUGCUGUGCCCUUUCUGUUUGUGCUGCUCAGCUCUCAUCCCUGAACUCGAAAUCUUCCUGGCAAAGGAUAAUCUCCAGGGUAUUCUAUAUAAAGAAACUGAGUUCACUGCCAGCGCAGUUCAUUUUGUAAAGGAUUGUGUAGUGAACUGAGAGAAAUCGCCCAGGGAUCUUUUUCCUUAGAGAGAACAAAGCUUUCCAGCUUGUAAAGGAAUCUCAUUCUGAUUUGGCACACAGUUCCACAAGGAUGGCUUCCUUGUCCUGGAGCACUUUUUCAGCGCAGAGGAAUGUGACAGCAUGAGGAGUCGGAUCCAGAAAAUCGUCGCGGAGAUGGAAGUGCCGCCGCACUGCCGCACCGAGUUCUCCACCAGGGAGGAGGAGCAGCUCCAGGCGCAGGGUAGCUCGGAUUAUUUCUUAACCAGUGGAGACAAGAUUAGAUUCUUCUUUGAGAAAGGUGUUUUGGAUGAGAAAGGUAACUUUCUGAUUCCGAAGGAGAAGUCUGUCAGCAAGAUUGGCCAUGCUCUACACGCUUACGAUCCUGUCUUCAAGCAAAUCACCCACUCCCCCAAGGUGCAGGAACUGGGAAGAAAACUAGGCCUUGAGAGACCAGUAGUUGUGCAGAGCAUGUAUAUCUUCAAGCAACCUGGCAUUGGCGGUGAAGUGACACCACACCAGGAUGCCACCUUCCUGCACACGGAGCCUCUGGGCAGGAUCCUGGGGUUCUGGAUCGCCCUGGAAGAUGCCACACAGGAGAAUGGCUGUUUGUGGUUCAUCCCUGGCUCUCACACCAAUGGGAUUACCCGGAGGAUGGUCCGUGCAGCUUCGGGUGCCUCCACAUGCGUCGAGUUCGUAGGCUCAGAGCCAGCCUAUGAUGACGAGCAGUUCAUACCUCUGCCUAUAAGUAAAGGUGGACUCAUCCUCAUCCAUGGCGAGGUUGUCCAUAAGAGUGAACUCAACAGCUCGGAGUCUUCUCGCCACGUGUUCACCUUCCACGUGAUGGAAGCCAAAGGCACCACCUGGAGCAAAGAGAACUGGCUCCAGCCAACUCCUGAACUGCCUUUUCCAUCGCUCUACACUUGAAGUUAGUGACUGGCUUGUGGAGUCAACAGCUGACCAAUAUUCCUUUCUGAUUGUUCAUUCCUGGUCUCUUUAAAAACAACCUUCACUAGAUCAGCUCUCAGUGGUCAUUUAUCCUCCUCCUCCAGACCAGGACCUGCAGUAGACAGAAGCUUCUACUGCAGCAGCAGCCUUGCCAGGAUGAGAGUAGUCACCAGUCCUUUUGGUAAGGAAACACCUUCAGUCUUGAAAACAAACCAAUUAAGACCAUUGCACCUUGAUUGGGACCACUUACCAAGUAUUUCUCCUUGCAGAUACUCAGUAUUUCCUCGUGUUUAAGAGCUUAAGUGCAUUUCUUGGCUGGUUGACUCCAGAAAUGCAGGUGAACAUGUUGUGGGGAGAAGUUUGAUUUUUCUCCCCCAGGUUUCUGUCUUAUUGUUUGAAUAGCAGUGAUUUAAAACAAUCCUGUUGUGGGUAAAAUGAAGCAGGAAGUCUGCUUUUUAUAGUCCAUCUUCUAAAUAUUCCUGGCAGAGAGUAGCUGAGUGUUUUAUCUCUGGGUGUGAUUAAAAAUAAAAUUUUUAAAGAUUGAUGUUGAAAUGAUGGAAACAAAGAACCUCAAUCAAACUCUUUACACUUAAAUAAAAAGAUGGAGAUGAAAAGGAGAAUUUCUAUCAUCUUUUCUUUGAGGAAGACACAGUGUGACCUUCUCCCAACAGACGGGGACACUGCUAAAUUGUCUGGUGAGCAGCUGCAACUCUCAAUAUGCACAAGAACAAUUUCUAUCCCCAAAAUCUCACCAAACCCAAAGCAACUUUUAUAGCAAGGAAUGUUUGGAAAUGCAAGCUACACCCCAGGCAAGCUCCAGUCUGUAACCUGAACUGAACAGAAGCUGUGUAGGUGUGAUUUCACCAGCACUGGCAACCCAGAGACAGGAGCCCAGGGUCACCAAUGCAGGAGUUAUCAGAGUAACCAUAAGGCUGCUGAGGGCUGUGGCAGAGUGGACCCAAAUCUUACUGACUUACGCCUUUCAAAAGUAAAUUGGGGAGCUGUGUCAGGGCAACAGCAGCAACGUUUAAUGCAGUUUCUGCAUUCAAAAACUGCCUUUUCUACAGUUUGAAAGUUGGAAGCAGGGUGGAAGGAAAGCAGAUUUCUCUACCUCCAGAGGUCACCAUGAUGUCAAUGGUGAAAGCUGUGGCUUGGAACAGAAGCAACUCAAGUUCUGUCUGUGUCUUUCCAUGAGAGAAGUUCAUAAUUUAGAAUUCUGCUGAGGAGGGAUAAUUUGUCCUGACUUGCACCACUACCUGCAGUGUGCAAAACCAUCUACUGCAAGUGCAUAAAUAAAAAAAAGCUGUAUUGAUUGGCACGAUUUCCUGUUAAAUGCAAAGGAAACAGCCCAGCAGUUACUGACUUUGGUUUCCUACAGAGUAUCUGACAAUUUACGGUGUCAGUAACCAGCUCUGGCAUCCUCAGGAAAAGCAGCACCAAAUCCCAGGAGCCCUUCCCAGGCAGGGGGAUGAAUUGGGCAAUGCUGCUUCUCAGCCAUUCCAGUCACACACAAUAUUGGAUUCUGGAGCCAAUUCUGCUGACCCAGGGACUGGUUUCACUCCACCCCUCGUCUUAUGCUCCCUCCCAAGGCAUGGUCUCAGAGCUAGAGAUCUGCAGGACAGUGUUGUGUAAGUUGGACUUCCCCCAAACUGUUCCCAAAAGUGAAUUAAAAAGGGCCAGAAGUGAACUUCUUGAUGCAAAGUAGAAUCCUGGAAUGACAAUCUCCUGCUUGGACACAUCCCUGGAGACAGGAAGGACACUUUUUUGUUCUAAUGGACACUGGGCAAACUGGUGAGAAGAGACUGUUGAGACAGAAAGGGUUUCAUACCUAGAAGUUAUUUUUUUGGCCACAAAAUUGUAGCUGUAAUUUUAAUUAAAUGGAUGGACGUCAGUAACUUUAGUCAAUUUGUUGACAGAAGCAUUUUUAUAAACUGUUUGAUUAAACAUCUGGCUGAAAAAAUGUGAAAAGUAGGACAGUGUAAGAGAAAAUUUUAUUGACUUCAACAGAUUUUCUGCUUUCAAGAUUAAUGUGUAAUUAGUUUUAGCUGUGACUUUGCUUUAUUUUCCCCCCCCAUAUUCAUUCUCCAUUAAUUUAGAGAUUAAAUCUUGAGAAAGAGAAAACAUUUUUCUGUCUGAAGCAAAACUUCAGU
This is a messenger RNA of Hirundo rustica (Barn swallow), 3300 nucleotides long. It is a transcript of the gene PHYHD1, whose product is annotated as phytanoyl-CoA dioxygenase domain containing 1. The coding region runs from base 347 to 1129 and encodes 260 amino acids. The record is from RefSeq and is a predicted model, not a curated record. The transcript is spliced from 11 exons. NCBI's taxonomy places the organism in Eukaryota, Metazoa, Chordata, Aves, Passeriformes, Hirundinidae.